CUGCGCCGCCCGUGGUCUCGCCCGGCCCGCCCGUUCCCGGUGCCCUUGGCGCGGCCGCUGCGGGUCCCGGCGCUGGCGCGAGCAGCGGUAAUGGCGGGGUCGCGCGUGGGGCGGGAUCGGGAUCGGUCGGACCUCCCUGGGAGCGCCUCGCCCUGUCCCCUACCCCUUCGGCCGGGGCACGGCGGCGGGCGGGAGCGCCCCUCAGCCCUGGGGCUUUAUGGCGCUAUUGCUGCUGGAGGGGCGGUCGGCGUCCCGGGCAGGCCGGGGCGGCUCAGCCGGGAGGUGGUGGGGCCGUGUCCCGAGCCCGCGGCCGGGCCCGGGGGUCCCGCGGGGGGUGCUGCGGGGCCGCCCCACAGCGGCCGCGGCGGGAGCGGGGCUCGCCCUCGGGACCCGGCCGGGCUCCGAGCCCUUGGCUGUGUGUGACAGACUUCACCGGUAUCGCGUGUAAGCCCCCAGUCGGGAAGGCUUUGGUUGGGUUGGAAAGGUUUGCUGGGGCUCGUUAGUCUGGAGAAGAGAAGAAUGCGAGGGGAUCUCGUUAAUGCCUGUCAAUACCUCAAAGGUGGGUGCCAGACUCUUUCAUUGGUGCCCAGCAACGGGGCAAGGAGCAGUGCCCAUAAACUAAAACACAAGACGUUCUGCCUCAAGAUGAGGAAGGACUUCUAUAAACUGAGGGUGACAGAGCACUGCACAGCUGGUCAUGGAGUCUCCCUCUCUGGAGACAUUAAAAAACCACCUGGAUGUGUUCCUGUGUCAUCUGCUGCAGGUGAUCCUGCCUUGGCAGGGAGGUUUGACUGGAUGAUCUCAAGAAGUCCAUCCCAGCUGUCAUAAUUCUGUCAUUCUGUGAUUUUAGAAAUGUUCUUCCUUAUUUCAGAACUGUCCUUUCUUAUCUGUCAGCUCCCCACUAAAUAUACAACUUGUCUUUGAUACUUGACACAGAUAAUAAAAUGUCCUACAGGAGUUUAGGCUAUGAAAGUGUUCCUAAGGUUUUACAGAGCAGCAAACUUCUGUAGAGUUGCUUUAAUGAGUAAAUUAAAGAGAUGUGUCUAUUUCUGUCCUGUUUUAGGAUGAAAUUCUUUUUCCCAUGGUGAACAGUUAGGAUUAUUUCUAAGAAACCCAGGUAUGGGUUUGAGAACAGCAUGUGUCUCCUAGGGAGUGUUUGAUAGCCCUCACGUGUAUUAUGUCAUUGUAGAAUCCUAAUAAGUGAGAGUAAAGGUGCCAAGCAUGCAACAGUUUGCAAGUGUGGAUUUAUUAGUACCUCUUACCUGUUAUGCUU
Messenger RNA from Onychostruthus taczanowskii (white-rumped snowfinch), 1273 nucleotides. RefSeq names its product translation initiation factor IF-2-like. The transcript is spliced from 2 exons. The coding region runs from base 91 to 423 and encodes 110 amino acids. NCBI's taxonomy places the organism in Eukaryota, Metazoa, Chordata, Aves, Passeriformes, Passeridae. The record is from RefSeq and is a predicted model, not a curated record.